This is a messenger RNA of Dentiscutata erythropus, 1658 nucleotides long. The record is from the annotation of a GenBank genome assembly. NCBI's taxonomy places the organism in Eukaryota, Fungi, Glomeromycota, Glomeromycetes, Diversisporales, Gigasporaceae.
AUGAUAUAUAAUGAUGUAGAAUUUACAGAUAUAAAUUUAACAGAGAGAGAAGGAUUUUUGUAUCUUGCUAUUUUUGAAUCAGAUAUGAAAAAGGAACUUUAUAUAAAAAAAGCAAUUCAUGGAUGUCAGAAACCUAUUAAAUGUACUGUUUUUGUUAAUAGAUUAGAAGUAAGAGAAAAUUUUUUGGAAGAGAAUGGCUCAGAAAAUAAUCAUGAAAUAAUUGCGAAUUUAGAAAAUAAAGGACUUGGCAAUGAAACAACAUAUACCUCCAAAGAAUUUCUAACUGAAAUUGUUCAAAAUGCUCGAAAAACAAUCCGAACACAGAAAGAGUUAGUUGGAAGUCUUCAUGACCGCUUAAAGCUAAAAUUUGAAGCAGAAGAAGAACAAGUAUCAGAACCAUUAACUAGCAUUGUUCACAAUGUUGUUGAUGAAAAAUUAUAUUCUUCUAGAAAAAAUCUUACUCAUUACAGGUUUAUUCAAUGGGCAGUUUCAAUUUAUAGUAGAAGUCCUGCUACAUACAAAAUAAUGAAAUCAGUUAUUAGAAUGCCAUCAGUAUCAAUACUUAAAAGCUAUAUUAAUGAAACUGAACAAUAUACAGGUUGGCAAAAUAAAAUAGUAAAGCGAAUGGUAGCUAGUAUGAAGACGAAUAAUGUUUGGGAUAUGCACGUCUUGAUAUGUCAGAUCAUUGACUUUGAUAAUGAAAAUGCUGAACUUGAAGCAUUUGGUGAACAAUGUCUCAAUAAUAUUCAAGGCUUGAGUAAUCAUAUUAAGCAUGAUAAUGAUGAUGAAAAGAACCAUGAGCGAACUUUAGUGACUCAAAUUCAUCAAAUUGUAUGGCAUUCUGUAUCUUAUUCUUUUAAUUUUUCAAUAGUCUAUUUUGGUGUUGAAGCUAUGAAUAUUCACACUCUUAGUACAAUUCUUUUUCACUUGGCUGCUAAGCUUAAAUGUGUUGCAAUUCAUACAUGCGGUUUUGUAUGUGAUAGUGCAGAUGAAAAUCGAAGGCAUAUUAAGAGUUUUGAUUGGUUUGCAGCAAUUUGGAAAGUGAAUGAUAAAGUAGAAGUUCAUAAUAAUUGGUACCCUGGUAAAGUACUUACUGAAAUCUUAGUAGAUAAUUAUUUAGAUAUUGAAGUUAUAAUUGAAACUACUGAAAAAGUCGAAUUGUAUAUAUGGAGAUCGCUACUUCAUGAUAUUCGUCCUGAAUAUGAUGAAGAUGAACAUUUUGUUUCACAUCUUACUAUUAAUCUCAUAACUGGAGUGUAUGAUUAUACAACCAAACAUGAGGUAACAAAAGCUACUAAAUUAACUAAGCGACAUAUAUGGCUUACCCCCUGGAGCAAAAUGAGAGUGGAUCUUGCAGAAUAUACACUAUCAUUUGAUGUCAAAAAAGCAAUAGAAAAUAUUUCAGAGUUAAAUUAUAUCUUCCAAGGCACUCAAGAUCGUGCUAUAAUUCAACCAAGAAGAAUAUCUCAGGAUAUGCUUGAAGGUUUAUUCAGAACAAUUAGAGAAAUAGGUGGUGACUCUUCUAUACAAACGGUUCAAUCUUAUGGAUAUGCAAUGAACAAAUUAACAAUUACAAUGCAAAUGACAUUAGAAAUACAAAGCCUGAAUUAUGGUUUAGCUAAUAGUUCAGGUUGCAUAUUUGCUGACUUAAAGCAAAG